ACUCGAACAAACAACACACAAAUAUAUAGAUGCAUUGGACGGGGGGUUGAAUCUUCUGGUAUGGCGGUGGUUCCUUCUCUAGAUUUCGGUGGUCCUCUCCUUCUAGCCAACUCUAGAUUUUUCUACAAAUGGCGGUAAAAUUCAGAGCAUCCAGACGCAUAGGGUUAACGUAGUGGUGAGAAGAGAAGCAAUUUGCAAAAACCGUAGCGGUGAGAGGGGAGUAAGUUUUAUUCUUUUUUUUUUUUAAUAUAAAAAAAACAACCAGAAAUUUUUGGCCCAAAUGUUUCUCCGCCUCUGCAAGGGAUACUCCACACGGGAUAAAUUCCUACAUUACAAAUAUCAAACUCGUUUUUCAAGUCCUUGUGCAAACUAAGUUGAUAUUUUGAGAAGUAAUUUUGUAAAAAUUGAUUUUUUAAUACGUAGUUAAACAUUAUGAAUAAUAAGUUAUAAAAAAUUGUGAACACUGUUAAAAGUCGUUUUAUAUUUCCUUUAUAUUAUAUUAGUUUACACGGCCUUUAGUGCUAAAUAUUAAUUUUCUUUGGUUGACUUAGUCAUACUAGAAUCAGUUGCAUGUUGGAUGGAUUAUUUACCAAGUCCUUGGUUAGUUAGCAUGUUGAACACUUCUUUAGGACUUAAUGGGUUCAUGUUCCUACUUUUAUGUUUGUACCGUUGGUGGAAGCUCUAUAUGAUGGGCUCAGUGAUUAUAAAUCAAGUGUGUGGCAGAAGAUAAAUAAAUGAAUGCUAAGCUCCUUUAAAAUCUCACUCCCUUAUUUGGUUCCUUUUUGCUCUCUGCCAUUUACUAACACUGGUUUCAGAGCUGGGUGAAGAAAGGUGAGAAUCCAGAAAAAUGGAAUGUUGACAGUGGGAAGAGAAUUAGUGAAAUAGAAAGAGUGGUAAGAUAAGAAAUAGUGCAGCAAAAGAAUUUUUUAAGACAAGAUUGUAGUAAAACGAUGGCAGUUGACACCUUCAUUCAACCAGCUAUUCCCGCUUUGAUGAUCACUAUGAUCAUUGAGCAUGUUAAUGGAGAAUUUUCUUAGAUCGAAGGAGUACUGGAAAGUUGUCUCCGAAGGGAUUAAGAAACCACUAGCUAGCAUAAUAAUGAAGGAUGCAUAGAGAACGGAGUUAGAAGGGAAGUGGCUAAAAGAUCUCAAAGCAAAGAAUUAUCUUUCCCAAGCAAUUGAUUGCUCAAUCUCAAACCGUUCUAAACAUAUUUGGGAUUCCAUGAAGAAGAAGUACUAUUACGUAUAUCCUGCCAUUCUACCAGAAUUAUCUCCCAAAAUCAUCUCCAUAUUAGGUGUAACCGAGAUUUCCUCCAUUGUAAUUGUGAAAUGCCUUAUUUAGAUUAUAUUAUUUCUGUACAUAUAUGCAUUGUAUCCACAAUUACCAAAUUAAUAAAAAGUUUAAACUCAUUUAGCACUUUAACAUGGUAUCAGAGCACACGUUUAGCAAUCUUACCUCCCAUGGCUGCUCAACCCACUCUUGACAUCACCAAAGCAAUUACAGAUGCCUCCUCUCCAUAUUUUCUUCACUCCUCCGAUCAACCCAGUAAUGUGCUUGUUGAUACACCAUUGAAUGGUGAUAAUUACUCCGCUUGGUGCCGAGCAGUUACUCGGGCUCACAAUGCUAAGAAUAAGCUGGGGUUCGUUAACGGAACCCUCUCCAAACCCACCGAUCGCACUGCUUCAGCUCUCUGGGAUCGAUGUUGCAACAUGAUCAUGUCAUGGCUCCUCCACUCCAUAGAAAAGACCCUUGCCAGUAGCCUUGUUUAUUGUGCCACCCCGUUUGAUCUAUGGGCGGAGGGUGCUGCUAGAUGUACAGAACGUUUCUUUACAGAGUCUACACAGAAUGACGUGGCAGUUGAGGAUUAUUAAAAAAAAAAAA
This is a messenger RNA of Olea europaea var. sylvestris, 1881 nucleotides long. RefSeq lists its product as uncharacterized. The transcript has 2 exons. Lineage: Eukaryota; Viridiplantae; Streptophyta; Magnoliopsida; Lamiales; Oleaceae. The record is from RefSeq and is a predicted model, not a curated record. Bases 1329 to 1871 code for a protein of 180 amino acids.